GAUGAAAAAAAUAAAGAUAUUGUAGAGAAUGGGCAAUUAAUUGACAUAAAAUUAACAAUUUUCAAAUAGAAUUCAUAUUUACAGAAACAUGAUGGGCAUUUAUAAAGAUGAAGAGGAUGAUGGUAAUGAAGAAGAAGAGAAUCAGAUGAUUAAGAUUUAGAGAAGGAAAUGUAUGUUAGAUUCAUCAAAUUUUUUUUUACUUUAAUUAAAGUUAGAUAAUACAGAUCUCUUGGAAUAUUAUUGAGAAUAAUGU
This is a messenger RNA of Paramecium primaurelia, 253 nucleotides long. NCBI's taxonomy places the organism in Eukaryota, Ciliophora, Oligohymenophorea, Peniculida, Parameciidae. The record is from the annotation of a GenBank genome assembly.